GCAAUCGCGUGCAUGUACAUCGCAAGACGAUGGCUGAACUUCGUGUUUGUCGGUUUUUCGUGAUCCUUGUUCAUCUGGCGGUCGUCUUAGUGCUCGCCCAGAACCCUGUUGAGGAGAAGACUACAUUCGAGGCUGCCUUUCAAGGAAGAUGCGGCCACGGGUCUCCGUGCGAGCAGCUCUGCUACGAACUUCACGACGGGAUGUACGAGUGCGAUUGCAAGGACGGCUACAUUCUUCAUAAAAAUGGAUACAGCUGCGCCGAGCUCAAUUCGACGUCUCCGUCGACAGGCGAAUUCGGUGAAUUAGUGGAAGACCUCGAGAACGACGACUUGAACAAAGACACGAUCGACGACGAAGAUGCUGUUGAGGACAUCCUUUACAUGCGUGGCGCGUCCUUCACGAUACACCUGGACCCGCCACCCGAAAACUCGACCACCAAUUCCACCAAGGUCAACGAAGAAACGAGCCCGGCCUUCGAUCGGGUCGAGCUUCGGGCCACGUCCCAGGGGCCGAACUUGGAGCAGAAGCUGCCCUCGACGAUGGAGAGUAUAGCGAGCACUGAGCCAGCCUGUUCCCUAGAUUGCGGUCCUACGGGAAACUGUUACAUCGAGCAGAGCCGCGGGGAUGACGUGGACCUGGUGGACGACGACGCAGACGAAGCGUCCGACGACGCCUCGAUGGCCGUGGAUCUCGAAGGGAACAACGUGGCUCCGAGACGGAAGCAAGGGUCCUUCAGGCAACGGUGUCAGUGUCCCCUAGGCAGAGGCGGCGAUCGAUGUCAGCUCGGUGAGUGA
Molecule: messenger RNA, 794 nt
Organism: Eufriesea mexicana
Lineage: Eukaryota; Metazoa; Arthropoda; Insecta; Hymenoptera; Apidae
Exons: 4
Coding region: 30-794 (254 amino acids)
Source: RefSeq, a predicted model, not a curated record